Messenger RNA from Dermacentor andersoni, 1108 nucleotides. RefSeq names its product 15-hydroxyprostaglandin dehydrogenase [NAD(+)]-like. The record is from RefSeq and is a predicted model, not a curated record. Gene Ontology annotation, cellular component: cytoplasm. Lineage: Eukaryota; Metazoa; Arthropoda; Arachnida; Ixodida; Ixodidae.
CGAGGACGCGCGACAUUAAGGCACUAUGGGGCAGGGCCUGGCGGGGGCGAUGCUUGAAAUAACACCACCGGCGACGCCGGCGACGAGCCUGACUAGGUAGCCGUCUCCCGGCAUCUAGUCUUGCAGCGGGCGAGGAGCGAAGUCGUCGGUGUCUCGGACCGGUGUCCGAACGACUCGGUCUAGCCGCAACAACGCUCUAGCUCUUGUCUCUCCCAUAGACGAGUAGGACAGGUAAUCGCCUCCCCCACCAUGAAGGACUUCAACGGCAAGGUGGCCCUCAUCACUGGAGGUGCCAUGGGUCUCGGACGAGGCAUCGCCGAAGCCCUGCUACAGAAGGGUUGCAAGGUGUCCAUCCUUGACAUCGACGAAGCUAUGGGCAAGCAGACGGCCGCCGACAUGGUGAAGAAGUUUCCCAACUCUAACUGCGUAUUCUACAAAUGUGACGUGAGCAACGAUGCCCAGCUUGAAGAUGGCUUCAAGAAGACCAAGAACCACUAUGGAGUUAUUAAUAUCGUCGUCAACAAUGCCGGUAUCGCUGGUGAAGACAACUGGCGAAAAGUCUUCGCCGUGAACAUUGAAGCUUACUACUCCGGUAUACUCCUCGGGAUGAAAUACAUGGACAAAUCUAAAGGUGGAAAAGGAGGACACAUCGUCAACGUCUCAUCGGUAUCAGGUAUUUACGUGCUUCCGGAGCUGCCUGCGUUCAUCACAUCCCAAGCCUCCAUCGUCACCAUGACCAGAUGCUUCGGAACCGACAUGUACUUCAGCCGCACCGGUGUGAAGGUUCACUGCAUCUGCCCGGACCCCAUCGAUACCAGGCUCUGGGCCCAGCUGUCAGACUACUGUCGAAUGUCAGAGGACACCGUUGAAUACGCCCACGUCUACGACACCCGCAUCCAGCAGCCCGUCGUAGUGGCACUCGCCAUCGUUCAACUCCUGGAGGACGAACGCAACGGCGGCAUCAUGCUGUGCCUGCACAAGAUUGGCAACAAGUACCACGAGUUCCCGGCCCUGCCAAAUCCAUGAACCACCCUCUCUUACAACUUCCAUACGACCACGUUGUUCCUUUUAGUCACCUUUCAGCAAUAAAACUGCCACUUGUCCAUGA